AGGGCAUUUUCGGAUCUGAUGCUCAUUCUCCGCUGCUACGGGCGCUGUUGACGCUUACUGCAGCCGUUUCAUUGAAGAGUGCGUCAGCUGCGAUGGAGCGUCCCAUUCAACUUCCCCUUCUCUCAGACGGCUCAGUUGGUCACACAGCUUGACCGAGUGGGUGCUCUCACACAAGCUUGCCUUGUGUCCUAGAAUGCAUGGAGCGAAUGACCACCAGACGACAUGGAAAUGAUCUUGCUGACUGUUGGUAGCCUCCUGCUCAUCUCGGCAGUGCCGCCGGCCGUUGCCUUUCUCCCCUCGCACCGCAUCAUGUCGCAUCAGCCCUCUCACAGGCACCUGGUGCCGUCCGUUCAGCCUCUCGCCCAGCCACGGCAAAGAAUAUUUCAGCGUGCAGCGGCCAGCCGACGCCAUGCGGUCCAAAAGCGUCAAACGUCUGGGCAGCUCUGGCAGCUGAGGAAGGUGCAGGCGUCGUAUGAGCGCCUUGUGGGAGAGAAGGAUGUGAUUAUAGACGCCUGGGUCUACCAGUACCUGUCCACGAUCGAGAGGGUCAUCGCGUUCGGCAUCUUCGACAGCUUUGUGGCCAACGCGCUCGUCAACAGCGGCCUUCAAGACGGAUGGACCUACGAGUGAGAAUGUGUGUGUGUGGUUAGAUGCAGUCGGGCAGAAAGAAAGAAGCUUGAAUGAAUGACCCGUGUGAGCGAGCACUCGUAUGUCCACUCUAUGGUAUGGUGUUUAUCAAUGUGUGUAGGAAUGUGAUCUGCACGCCCCAGGUAGAGCAAAUUGAGGCGCUGGGAGGCAUCAUCAACCAUCGGAGCCUCGAUCAGGUAAGCGACUCUGCCUGCCUGCCUGCCUGUUGGUUCAUCCGUGUGUGCAGGUGGGUGACCACAAGCUGCGUUUGAUGGUCGAUACACACCACCAGUGCUGCAAAGAUGAGCGACACUUCGUCGAGUUCUACCAGGACUUGUCCGAAGAACUCGCCAAGCGUGAGCGGGCAGAAGCAUCGCACACUGUCGUCGAAUUCGUCUCUCUCUCUCUCUCUCUCUGUGUGUCUGUGUGUGUGUGUGUGUGGCGUUGGCCUUAUUGCACCAGCUGAGUACGACUUGUGGGGCAUUUGUCAGCCCAUCUACAUCAGAAUGCCUCAGGACGACCUCUGCCGUGCCAUGGUCAGUACACACACACUCACACAAACGGCCCCCUGCCGAUUCGAUUGCCCACGUGUGUCGUGUGUAUUUGUAUGGGGUGUGCAUUCACUCACUUAGGAGACCAUCAUCGGGUCGAUGGGCCUCGAGACAUCCCGGAAGGACUUCCACGGGCCGAUUGACAGACAAAUGGAGCUAUUCGAGCAAGAACGGCAGGCGAAACUCAAGACGCUUGCCGAGCAGAAAAUCUGAUGGGCAGCAUAAACGCUGGCAGCCCAUCCCACACAGAGAGAGAGGGCGGGGGACUCAUCAAUCCACACACAAGUGCGCACCAGGGUUGUGCGUCGGUUGUGGUCUGUCCAUUAGAUCGUGUGUUGCCUGCGCUCGCUGUCCAAUUGUCGCCUGGCAAUGCGAUGGAGGUGUAGAAUGAGCGUCUUUGCUGUCUGUCUUAUUUAUGCUCAGUUUGAUUUGUGAGCAAUUAGUGUUAGACGUGGACCGAUUCUCACCGGCAGAUCGACCAGACCACUACCAUGAUGACAUGACCUGCACGUGCAGCGAGUGUGUCGCGUCUCUACGUCAUGUAGACAUGCGAUGAAUGAAUGGAGUGCGAUAUCGA
Molecule: messenger RNA, 1755 nt
Organism: Vitrella brassicaformis
Lineage: Eukaryota; Vitrellaceae
Source: the annotation of a GenBank genome assembly